Molecule: messenger RNA, 1273 nt
Organism: Racocetra fulgida
Lineage: Eukaryota; Fungi; Glomeromycota; Glomeromycetes; Diversisporales; Gigasporaceae
Source: the annotation of a GenBank genome assembly
AUGUCGACAAGCAUUAACUUGGGUUUAACUAGGAUUUAUUCUCUUCUUGAUUUGCUUGAUAAACCUUAUCAAAGACUCUCAGUAGUUCAUAUAGCUGGUACGAAUGGUAAAGGAUCUAUUUCAGCAUAUAUAGACCAAAUAAUUAUGAAAUCAGGUUUCAAAACUGCGAGAUUUAAUUCUCCUCAUCUAAUUGAACCUUAUGAUUCUAUAAGGAUAAAUGGACAACCGAUUCAAAAAAAUGAUUAUGAUAAAACUUAUAAUUUUAUUAAUGCCGUUAAUUCCAAUAACAAUAUUGGUGCAAGCCUUUUUGAAUUAUUAACUGCUACGGCAAUUUGGUGGUUUGAUUUUCAAAAAGUUGAUUUGGCUAUCAUUGAAGUUGGACUGGGUGGUAGAUUAGAUGCUACAAACGUUUUUGAAUCGCCUAAUCUUAGUAUUAUUACCUCCAUAGGAAUGGAUCACAUGAAUUUCUUGGGUAAUAAUAUUGAAGCAAUAUCAAAGGAAAAAGCUGGUAUUAUGAAAACUGGUUGCAAAGUUGUGAUCGCACCUCAAAUUGAACAAGUGGCAGAGAAUACAUUAAAGAAAUAUUCUGAAGAUAUUGGAUGCUCACAUGUAGUUUUUGUUAAACCUGCAACAUGGAAAUCGGAAAUGGUUGGACUAGCAUCAAUGGAACUAUUGAAUAAAACAUAUUUUGAAUUGUUUAUUCCGCUUAAAGGUGAUUUUCAACUUGAAAAUGCUGCUACAGCAGUUUUGGCAAUUGAUCUUUUGAGAAAGACAGAAUCUAAGUUUUCUACAAUAACAAAUGACCAUAUUAAGAAUGGAAUAGCUUGCACACAGUGGCCAGGAAGGUUACAAUGGGUUGAUAUUUCUAAUAUCAUAAAAUCAUCAAAAACACUUCAAGUAUUGGUUGACGGUGCACAUAAUCCACCUGCAGCAAAAGCCCUUAGAACUUAUGUUGAUAAGCAAUUACAAUUACAGAAUAAAGAAGUUACAAAGACUUGUAAAGUUUGUUGGAUAUUUGCUGCCACAGAAGGAAAAGAUAUUUCGAAAAUACUUGAAUUAUUAAUGAGAAAUGGUGAUUCAUUGUUUGCUGUGAGUUUUACGAAUGUCGAGGGCAUGCCUUGGGUUAAAAGUUAUGAUCCACAAGUUAUUUUGGACUGUGUAAAUUCAUUUGAACAAAAGGUUAAUUCAAAAGCUGUAGAAAACCUAGGUGAGGCGCUCAGUCAAGCAUUUGCAGGUUACGAAAAACAAUAUCAAAUAGUUGUUUUAUGUGGAA